Molecule: messenger RNA, 5584 nt
Organism: Lepisosteus oculatus (spotted gar)
Lineage: Eukaryota; Metazoa; Chordata; Actinopteri; Semionotiformes; Lepisosteidae
Gene: ddhd2
Product: DDHD domain containing 2
Cellular component (GO): cytoplasm; COPII-coated ER to Golgi transport vesicle
Molecular function (GO): metal ion binding; protein binding; triacylglycerol lipase activity
Source: RefSeq, a predicted model, not a curated record
ACUCCUAUUAUAUUCUCUAUCGUCCCUCAAUCUAACAAUAAUCCAUACUCUUAUUCUUGUAUUUGUAUUGGAUUAAUCAUCGGCGGUGAGCUCAUCCUGUUUUCAUUUCAGCUUUCAUAAAGCUCAGCUGAUUACGACGUGUUUAUUUUCUCCUUUGGCGACCUUUAAUCUCCUCACGGAUGACGUCAUCUUUCGUUGUCAGGAGCAGUCGCAUCCAGCGUCGCCCUGCAAUGGAAGAAACACGGGAGCUGAGUUGUGUGAGCAUCGUCACAAGACUUUUUGUUACCCCCGAGAAGAUAUUAAAAUGUCCACGGGACCCAGGCUUCCACAUUACCUCGAAAUAAAUUCUAGUCACCCAAAUCGUGCGUCCUUUUACGAGCUACACGGAGUCGAAGAUAGCAAAUCAGACCUGUCAAUACCGUCAGGUGAGUCAGCUCUUGGUGUAAGAGGUUGGCACUGAGAGUCCAGCCUGUAUUGUUGGACGCAGCCAGAAGUCUCUGCUAGGAGAAGUCACAGCCAAAGGUCGGGGGUGGCCAAGCCCACAAUCCGAUUACACAAUGUUCCAGAGCACUGAGCCUGCUGACAGGCCUCCCCUGUCUGCAGUCCUGGAGCCAUCUCAGAGGAUCAGUGUCCUCGCUGAGGAAGGCUCUAAUCUCCCCAGGCAGUCUCAUCCAACCACACAGAGGCAUCGGCCGGAUACUUCUUCCAGCACAGGGACCGAGCAGACCAUGGCGGCUGCAGACCAGGCAGAAACCUCCCCGUCUUCUUCCGGUUCAUUUGAAAUCAUUGACAUCGAUGCUGUGCAGUCCCUCUAUGAGCCAGUCCAGCCUCACUGGUUUUACUCCAAGCAAAAGGACUCCAAAGACACUUGGCUUCCGUUCAGCAGAGAGGAUUCAAAGAAACUAGAAGAAGCGUACAGCCUGGGCGAGAAGACGGGGGACGUGGUGGUGGCCACGGAGGGCGGGCGGUACGACGUGCGCCUGGCCGACAGGAUGCGCUUUGCGGUGUUUUGGGAGCAGGCCCCCUCCGAGGUCAGACGCUGCACCUGGUUCUACAAGAGCGACAAGGACAGCUGCUACGUCCCCUACCCUGAGGAAUUCAGCGAACGCCUAGAGGAGACAUACAUGAUCGCCGUGACGCUGGAUGAGUGGAAGAGGAGGCUUGAGUUUCCCUCCGGCGAAACUGUCAUUUUACACAACCCGAAGCUGAUAAUGCAGUACCAGCCUAUCAUGGCCCAAGAUGAAUGGGUGUCCUCGCCCUCAGAGCACACACGGCCAAGGACAGUGAAGCGGGGCAUCGAGAACAUAUCGGUCGAAAUUCCUGAAGGGGAACCCGAACAGGUGGACCAUUUAGUUUUCAUGGUCCACGGGAUUGGGCCUGCUUGUGACCUUCGUUUCAGAAGCAUUGUUCAGUGUGUGAAUGAUUUUAGGAGUGCGUCACUGAGCUUGCUCCACACCCACUUCAAGAAGGCUCAGGAGGAAAAGAAUAUUGGUCGGGUAGAGUUCCUUCCUGUCAACUGGCACAGUGCCCUCCACGCAGAUGCCACUGGAGUGGAUAAAGAUAUCCAGAAGAUCACGCUGCCCAGUAUCAGCAGGCUGCGCCACUUCACCAACGACACCCUGCUGGACCUCUUCUUCUACAACAGCCCCACCUACUGUCAGACCAUCGUGGACACGGUGGCCUCCGAGGUCAACCGGCUGUACAGUCUGUUCCUCAAGAGGAACCCCCAGUUCCAAGGAGCCGUCUCCGUGGCCGGACACAGCCUUGGCUCCCUUAUCCUCUUUGAUCUGCUGACGAAUCAAAAGAGUAACCAAGACAACACUAAGCCAGCAGAGUUGUCACAAUGCAAAGCAAGAAAUGCCUCUGUCAGAGGGGAUGUUCAGAGCCUAGAAGAAGCCUUGGAGAAAAUGGGGUUGGGAGAUUAUAUCAGUGUGUUUAAAAAAGAAGAGCUUGACGUUGAAUCUCUGGCCCUGUGCACAGAGAGGGACUUGAUGGAAAUGGGAGUCCCUCUUGGACCCAGAAAGAAAAUUCUGAGCUUCAUGAAGAAGAGAGAGAUCCUGCAGGAAUGUAGAGCAGGACCUGCACACCUUGCACAUGGUCUUCAUGGGGCCAAAGACAACACUGGACCUUUAGGUUCAGAGCCCCCCGGAGACACAGAAGACCACCUGCUCCUGCGGACCCUGUCCUCCACCAGCGUCAGCCCUGUUGACUAUGAGUACUUUGAUGUCGGAAUCGGGCAGAAUCAGGGGAUUGGUACAGGCCAGGUGUGUAUCCGAUACCCCCAGCUGACGUUCGAGCCACAGGCUUUCUUUGCCUUCGGGUCCCCCAUCGGAAUGUUCCUCACCGUUCGGGGUCUGAAGAGAAUCGACCCCAACUACAGCUUUCCCACCUGCAAGAGCUUUUACAACAUCUACCACCCGUUCGACCCAGUGGCCUACAGGAUAGAGCCCAUGAUUGUCUCUGACGUGGAGAUUGAUCCCAUGCUGAUUCCCCACCACAAAGGCCGGAAGAGGAUGCACCUUGAGCUGAAAGAGAGUCUAACUCGGAUGAGCACGGACUUGAAGAACAACGUGCUGGGCUCUCUGAGAACAGCCUGGCAAUCCUUCUCACGCUUCCCUACCCCUGCUCUGCCCCCGCUGGCUGAUGGAGAAACUGCGCCUGGACCGCCUGCAGUAGAGACAGAUGCUGAAAGGGAUAGCAGGAAAAAGUGUAAGCCUGACUUUUGGAAAGGUGUACUGGAAUGGCCAAAAAUAAUCAAAUUUAAUUACUUCCAAGGGGCCAAACUAGAGGAGGCUGAACCGCAGCCAAAGGAGGUGGACAAAGAGGAGGAAGAGGAGAACGUUAGUAUUGGGAUGCUGAAUGGGGGGCGACGGAUCGACUACGUUCUCCAGGAGAAGCCCAUCGAGAGCUUCAAUGAAUAUUUGUUUGCACUCCAGAGUCACCUUUGCUACUGGGAGUCUGAAGACACAGCUCUACUGGUCCUGAAGGAGAUUUAUGAGAAACUCGGAAUCACCCUAGAACAACCACAACAGUAGACCUUGAAAUACUCAAUAACAGCCCGUUGCAACAAACAUUUUCCUUGUUCAUAUCCAUUUUGGUUUUAUUUAUAGAACCUUUCUAAAUCGUCAUUUUGGGGGUUGAGGUGAUACCUAUUGAUUUAUAUAGAGCAUUUGAUGGACUUUGAUAUUAAUGGCUUAUGAUCAUUUCAGUGACUUUGUACAUUUGCGUUGCAAAAAUGAUGCAGACCCCUGACAUGCCAUGUUUUUUAAACUGCAGGUAUGUUUCAUUAUUGCAUGUAAGCUUUGUUAUUUUGUUGCAUUAUGUUGAACUUCACCAAAGGUGAAAUUAAGUCCUGUUUUCUCUGUAUUGGGGUCCAGUUAAAGAAGAUCUUUAAGGCAGAGCAUGUCAGUCACAUAAACUACCUUUGUCUCUCUUUCUGCUGAAGUGGACUUGUGCAUGCUAGUGAUUAGACUGCCAAAAACUACACUACCUGCCAUUCCAGCGCACUUCUGAUGCUGUAUAUCUCACUCCUGUGUCCAAGGUUUGAGACUAAAAGAAUAGUUAAGAUACCUUCUUGGGUUAGAUGGUGCUUUCAGACUCGGAAGACUUGCAAAGAAAUACACAUCUGUUCCCUUUUUUUGAAUCUGAAAAGUAUAAAAGUAUAACAGCCAUCACACAAUUCUUCAGUUUUACUUCUUGCAUUUGUAUGUAAGUUCAUGUUUGUAAGAAGAAAACAGCAUCCACCUCACACAGCUUUUUAAACUCAGUUCAUCAAAACAAAUAGGACAUCUUGCAAAGCACGUUGGUCUCUUUAAUGUGCUUUCAAAAAAAGGAGGCAGCAUUUAAGGUGGCAAGUUUUCCAAAAGUUUCUAAAAGUCUGCAGGACCUUCUUUGAGUUGAGCUUUUUGGGGGGUCAUACUUAAUUGUGCAAUAUGUGGAUUUUAUGAACGCGUGGUUCAAGCCAUGUCUCAUUAUAGCAACACUAGAAUUCUAAUUGGUUCAGCAAUUCAGUACUUAAGAAAACAUCCAAAAAUUGAAAAAACACAGUUGUAGUUUCAUGGAGGAAGGCUUUAAUUUUUCUCCAUUACGAUAAAAUUGAUAAUUGAUAAAAUUAUCAUUUGAUAAAAUUGAUAACAUUUUAGUCUUUCUUCGAUGCAUUAAUGUGUGACACAUGACAUUUCUCAUUGAGCUUGCUGAACUGGAAUAUGCAGAUGUAGAAAUGCUUGUAUAUUCUAUUAAUCUGUUCCAGUUAUUUUUCAAGUUCUUUAAUGAUGGUGUUUCAUUCAUUGCCUCUGGGUUGAUGGCUUGUGACUGAUGAUACGUUUUCCCGUGCUGUUAAUACCUCAUGUGAAAGUUUCCCUUGUGAAUGUCCAGGCUCUGGUCAUCCACAGGACGCUGUAGGUUUUCGUUUUGUCCAGGGUUUCAAGAAAUGUCCCAGUUAUUGGGUAUAAUUGAUCAAAUGUACAGUACUUUUUGCUCCACAUAUUUAUUAAUUUAGUAAUCCUGCAGAGCUGUAGUCCAGUUGUGGUCACCCAAAAUGAUUCCCAAAAUUGGAAGAUUUGUAAGAUAUCAAUCUAAGCAAGUAAUUUGUUUAAUUGUGGUACUACAGUGUGUUAAGAUUUUUAUUCUAAAAUAUCUGUACAUUACUUAAUUUAACAAACCAGGUUAAUUGAUUAAUUAACCUCAACUAAAAUGUUUAGAGUCUUUAGAAAUUUAUGAUUUAAGUUUUAACCUGGACCUGGUUUGGAGAUGACAGAUUUAGGGUGACCUACUGUACAUACUGUAACAGCAGGGGAUACCAUUUUGAGAACUGCAUUGCAUAUUCCCUAAAAUAAAUUUCCUCCCCUAAACUAGAAUAUCCUGUAUUUUCUUCACAUCUUCCCUUCAGAACAUAAGAAAGGUUAGAAACAAGAGGAGGCCGUCCAUCCCAUAUACUGUAGCCCCUUUGGUAGUUUGGUAUUAAGUGAUCCAAGCGCAUCUUUGGCUUCAGUCUUAGAUGGUGAUCACUUGAAUUCAAAAUGAAAUUCUUGUUAGAAUUUCACCUUUUGCUUUGUUUAUCUCUGAUCAGUUUUUCCAAGAUGGCCUGCUCACUACUUCUUGUGUUCGUCCAGUCUCUGGUUCAGUCUGGCACUAUGGAAUAAACACCAGUGUCACCUAGGUCCAUUGGGAAUGUGAACGGAACUUUGUAACCAAAGUGGGAAAGAUGAACUGAUUUAGGAACGAGUAAAGGCUUAUUCCGUGCUGAAAAGAGACGCAACGUUUCAGCUGUGGAGCCUUCUUCAGGUUCUUUACUUGUCUCUUUGCAGCUAACGCAUACUGACACACCUGCCUACUUGAACCACAUAUUCAGCUUUUUUCCUUCUUGCAUACAAAUCAAAUGAAGUAGACUUGCCUUGUUCUUUUACCCUAUCAAAGUCUUGCCACUUGUUAAAGAACAAGGAAGAUGAUGGAGGAGUGAAGCUAUGUUCAGUUUGCACUUUAUUGCAUAUUGUAUUUAAACCAAAUGUUUUUUUUCUUUUUUAAAAGCCUAUAUUAUAUGUUUACGUAAGUUAUGUUUGCCAUAAUAAAACUAUUGUUGAAUGGA